AUGCUGUCACCUGAGUCGCACACUCGAGGUCAGACGUCGUUUCACUAUGUGACACACCACUGGACGCCAGGAAGACUGGGACGUCUGCCGCAGUCGGCACUGCUUCCACUACACAACAACAACGGAAACCACGCGCAGAGUCAUCGUCGAACUUACACUCGUGAGGAACGUCGUCCUAUCCAGAAAGUCACGGCCAACUCGACGACGACGACGACGUCGCCUCUUUCGAGGUGGAUUGUCCACACACAAAAAAAGAAAGGCCAGCGCCUCUCCAGCGAGUCAGCAGCACGCGUCCCUUCCAUCUAA
Messenger RNA from Peronospora matthiolae, 306 nucleotides. The record is from the annotation of a GenBank genome assembly. NCBI's taxonomy places the organism in Eukaryota, Oomycota, Peronosporomycetes, Peronosporales, Peronosporaceae.